AUGCCUACUGAUUGGUUCCAAUGUGCGGUCUCCUACUAUUUUCACAACUACGUAUUGACGCGAGCCAACGGCUUUCCGGAUACUACGACUUUCUUCCGCGGCCUUAUGGAUCGAAUGCCGAAGCAGGAUACUUUCGAAACUCAGUCGAAGCAAUCUCGUCAAUCUUAUGGACUGGCCCUUACGCAACUCGGAUUGGUGUUGAACAAUGCUGCUGAGGCAUAUUCUCCAGCUACUCUGGCAGCGGUGGCCUUGCUGUGGAUGUAUGAUGUGAUCGUGGGUGAAGACAAGCUAGAGUCUAGAAGUCCGCACCGCCAAGGCCUGCUAGAAAUUCUGCGUACACGUCUCUCCCUGGACGCCGAUGGCGAGAAAUGGAUCAACUGUCCCAUCCUUGGGACAAUACACAUGCAGAACAUCGAUGAGCUGUCGUCCUCUGCUAGCGCCACGCCAGCUGUGGCUCCAUCGCCACCAAUUCCCCGCGGAGUCUCUCUCUUCGAAGAGUUGCUUCCGCGAGUGACUAAGAUCAGUAUCGCGAACGCCACACUGAUACAAAGAACGCCUAAUCGAGUGGAAGCUAUAGAGGCUCUUCGAAAACUGCAGCGUCUUUUUGAAGACUUGGAGAUUUGGGAGGGAUCUCUACCCGAGGAAUGGUUAUACAAGACAUACCCCAAUCCGAAAUCAACCGACAGAAGGCCUUUCCCCUUAGCUGUUGUGGUAUUCCCUACCCUGUCCGUGGGUGGAAUGUGGACGGCCAAGUGGCUCGGACAGUUGUCUGUUCUUUGUAGAAUGGUACUAUAUGCGCCUAUUGCACUCAAUAUUGGCGUUCCAUGCCCACCACUAGUUGAGAUCCGGAUGCAGAUAAGAUCUGUAGCCGCGCUUCUUUGCUCUAGCAUUCCGUAUCUGCUUGGACAUGUCGCCGAAGAUGGGGAGGCGAAAGCUAUUGAGGAUACACCGGCCUUUGGGGUCUUCUUCACAACAUGGUCACUGUUUGUGACGGCGCAGCUGCCUAAGCUGUCUGAAAGAGCAGGUGAACUGGAUAUCGGAUCGACUGGGGGAGAUUGGCCGGGGAAAGGAGAUACGCCGAGCGCUUAUUCCCCGAGAGUCAAUUGCAAGACACAAGGUAGCUAA
Penicillium cinerascens is the source of this 1125-nucleotide messenger RNA. RefSeq lists its product as uncharacterized. The transcript is spliced from 3 exons. Bases 1 to 1125 code for a protein of 374 amino acids. The record is from RefSeq and is a predicted model, not a curated record. NCBI's taxonomy places the organism in Eukaryota, Fungi, Ascomycota, Eurotiomycetes, Eurotiales, Aspergillaceae.